This is a messenger RNA of Seriola aureovittata, 3200 nucleotides long. RefSeq names its product La ribonucleoprotein 6, translational regulator a (gene larp6a). Lineage: Eukaryota; Metazoa; Chordata; Actinopteri; Carangiformes; Carangidae. Gene Ontology annotation, biological process: RNA processing. The coding region runs from base 181 to 2256 and encodes 691 amino acids. The record is from RefSeq and is a predicted model, not a curated record. Gene Ontology annotation, cellular component: nucleus. The transcript has 3 exons. Gene Ontology annotation, molecular function: mRNA binding.
UUGCCACCAGAUCUGAAAGCCAAUUAUCCAAUUAGCGGCGUUAGAGAAGGGGUCGUCCUUGCUACGUCAAUUUCCCACUUAGCGAGGAACACGUGAAUUAGUUUCUCUACUUAGACACAUGUAAACGGGCCAUUCGUGUCCUCACAGAAACACUGUGUGUGAAAAAAGAGAAACAGAACUAUGCACGCUUUGGUGAACGCCUUCAUGCGCUGCCUCUCCUUCCUCUUGCCUCCCUCUUGGCUUUGUGUCAGCUUUUGCUUGUGGGUUGGGAAUGAGUGCGAAGAGACGCUGCCGCGGCCCAAUCCCAGAGCUCGUUUCAAAGGCAGAAAGCCUCCUACAUAUGAGGAAGUAGCAGCAGUAGCAGCAGCAGCAGCAGCAGUAGAAGCACAAGGAGGCUCCACUCCGUCGGUCUCACCAGGUCCAGGCUGCGUCUCGCUGGCUGCUACAAGCCCCGCUGCUCCUCAGGGCCCUCCACCGGGUCGGAUCUGGAUCGGGGGUCUCUGGCGAGCCGUGGAGCGCGUCUUCGGAGCCCCCUGGGUCCUUCUCCGCCAUCACUGGUGCCCGAAGCAGCGUCGAGCAGCUUUACGCACCCCGUAUCCUGUCUGUGCCUUCGAGUCGAGCAAGAUUAAGACCAUCCAGGGAGGCGCUGCUGCUGCUGCUACAACCGAGGAGAGGAAGGGAGCGGGUGGAAGCACCUUGACUUAUUCGAGGAACAUGAGCGGUUCUGUGGGGAUCCCCAGUCCGAGCCCACCGGUGUGCGCCUCAGAUGCGUCAGCGGAGCAGGGCAUCGGUGAGGUAAUCACUGUGGAUCAGCACUCGCAGGAGAUGGGGACGGUGACGAUAACAGUGGCCAUUCAAGCGGCGGAGGACGAGGAACCCGAGGAAGUGUCAUCAAACAUUAUUGACUUCCUCGGCGGCAGCUGCAGUGAGGACGAAAUCGGAAGAUAUGACAAAUCAAGCGGGGCCGGGACCAGUGGAGGAGAGCUGGAGGAGGAGAGCUGGCAGCCCCCAGAUCCAGAGCUCAUUCAGAAGCUGGUGGCUCAGAUCGAACACUACCUGUCCGAUGAGAACCUGGAGCACGAUGCCUUCCUGCUCAAACAUGUCAGACGUAACAAACUGGGGUUUGUCAGCGUCAAGUUGCUCACCUCAUUCAAAAAGGUGAAACACUUGACUCGAGACUGGAGAACUACUGCUUAUGCUCUGAGACACUCAAAGAUACUUGAGCUGAACGAUGAGGGGCGUAAGGUGCGGCGUAAAUCGGCAGUACCGGUCUUUGCCAGCGAGUCACUGCCGAGCCGCAUGCUGCUGUUAAGUGAUUUGCAGAGGUGGCCGGAGCUGGCUGCUCUCACCAAGGAUAAUGGAGGGAGCGCGGGAGGAGCUACUCAGCAGGAGCAGCUGAUGAAGCUGUUGCUGAAAGCUUUCGGAACAUACGGCGCCAUCGCCUCCGUCAGAGUCCUGAAGCCUGGGAAGGAUCUGCCGGCUGACCUGAAGAGACUGAGCGGCCGCUACACUCAACUAGGCACUGAGGAAUGUGCCAUCGUGGAGUUUGAGGAGGUGGAGGCUGCUGUUAAAGCCAAUGAAGCUGUGGGGAGCGAGGAUGGAGGGGCCAGUUUGCUAGGGUUGAAAGUGGUCCUGAUUGGCACCAAGCCGCCCAAGAAGAAGGUACCCAAAGAACGACCACGCGAAGAGGGAGGGAUGCGCAAGAGUCGCUCGCUCAACAGCAGAGUACGAGAGCUUCAGUACCACGGGGAGGACUCGGCCUGCAGCUCCUCCGAGACUGAGAGCAACCCUACAUCCCCUAGGCUGGCCAGAAAGUCCCAAUCCUGCAACAAGCUCAGCCCCACCACUGCAGGCAUCAGCUUCCAGAACAAUCACCUGAGUCCUGGUAUGUCCCCACGCAACAGCCCUUGGUCCAGCCCCCGAGGCAGCCCCUGUCCUCAGCGCAAAUCUCCUCAUUCCCACAAGUCUCCCUUAGCCAGUGAGGGCAGACUGAGCCCUGAGCCUGGGCGCCGCUGGGCAGACUACUCCUCAGACAGUAGCCUCACCCCUUCAGGGAGUCCAUGGGUUCAGCGGCGUAAGCAGGUGGCAUCUCAGGAGAGCAGUCCGGUCGGGAGCCCGAUGCUGGGUAGAAAGAUCCAAAAUGCCGACGGCCUACCGCCAGGCGUAAUGAGGCUGCCCAGGGGUCCCGAUGGAACCCGCGGCUUUCACUGUGUCACUGUUGGUGAGAGGGGAAAGACUGCUGCUACUCAGACUUGAUCUGCGGAGCGUCUUUUUGCAUUCUAUGAUUGAUCGAUUCCUUAUCCCCCUAGAACCAAAAUGAUAUUGGAAUUUUGAGCUGUCCUUGGCCGCGUCGCUCAGCCCCCACCCCAUAUUUGAGACUGUGUAGAUAAAUUUUUGUUGAGUGCAUCAGUUUUCAGUCUUUGUUAUAUUUUUAUACGACAUUUUGAGUUACCAUGGUAACAUUAGUGAUUUACUAAUGGAAAUUUGAGUGAAUGUAAAUUGAUAUUGAGUUGAGAGAAAACUUUACAUACACCAUGUCACCUCCAUUGCUGUCUGAACUUGUUCUACAUGGGUCGGAGAAGGAACUCCACCUAUAUAUAUUUUUUUGUUUGUUUGUUUUGUUUUGUUUCCUUGUUUUUGUUUUUUUAAUUGAAAAGUGUCCUCUGUCUUGUGUGUAAAAGCUCACAUUUGUCUGUGGAUGGUGUAUACAUGUGUAAGUGGUGUAAGUUACAUAGGCACAUGGACCUGAUAGAGAUAUCACCAUCUGCCUUUCUGUAUUUGUCUACUGUGAGUUCCAUUUUUACAUGUUAUUUAAACUGAGGCCAUAAUCACUCCACUGCCAUAAAGGUUGGACAGUUAAAUGUGGACAUGUUGAUUUAGUUUUUUUGUUUUUUUAGUUUUUAUUUAGCCUUUUUAAUUUCAGUAUUUUCAGUACGCUUUGACACUUAGUUGGGAAGGGUGUCUUCUAGCCCUGUAAAUGUUAAUUUCUUCAGCAGGUAGAUGCUUUAUUUAUUUUUUUAGCUUUUAUUUUAUUUUUCUUUCUGGGCAUAAAUGUUUCCAUCAGUCUAAGCUCACAUUGAGGUUUGAGGGAUGUUCAGGUCAGGCAGAAUAGAUGCUCUUAUGUUCUUGCCUUUUACAUCUGAGCUUGGGAAUUUGUACAGUGCAAUUCCUAUUGUACAAAUAAAUCACUAAAAUUGCAA